Messenger RNA from Cyprinodon variegatus (sheepshead minnow), 1346 nucleotides. RefSeq names its product acetyl-CoA acetyltransferase 2 (gene acat2). The record is from RefSeq and is a predicted model, not a curated record. The transcript is spliced from 9 exons. Gene Ontology annotation, biological process: fatty acid beta-oxidation. The coding region runs from base 114 to 1301 and encodes 395 amino acids. Gene Ontology annotation, molecular function: acetyl-CoA C-acetyltransferase activity. NCBI's taxonomy places the organism in Eukaryota, Metazoa, Chordata, Actinopteri, Cyprinodontiformes, Cyprinodontidae.
UUCCAUCUGUACACCCCCUAUUUAAACGUCCAUGCAGUGUCAACAGAGCUGUGUGUUAGUGGACAGGAAUAGAAAGAAGCAAGGACUUCAGCUUCAGACCGGCGUCUUUCAGGAUGAACACCGAACCUGUUGUUAUCGUUUCUGCCGCUCGGACUCCAAUAGGCUGCCUGAGUGGCGCUCUGUCCACGCUGACUCUGAGUGACCUGUGCUCGCCAGUGAUAAAAGAUGUUCUAAAGCGGGCUGAGGUGAAACCAAAUGAGGUCUCUGAGGUUAUCAUUGGACAUGUCCUCACAGCAGGUCAAGGGCAGAACCCAGCCCGUCAGGCCAGUGUUGCAGCUGGUAUCCCGUACUCUGUCCCUGCCUGGAGCUGUCAGAUGGUGUGUGGUUCUGGGCUCAAAGCUGUGUGUCUGGGAGCUCAGUCCAUCCAGGCUGGAGAGUCCUCUGUGGUAGUGGCAGGGGGUAUGGAGAGCAUGAGCAGGGCUCCUCACACUCUGCAAAUGAGAGCAGGAGUGAAGAUGGGCGACGUUUCACUGCAGGACUCUAUGGUUGCCGAUGGCUUGACGGAUGCCUUCCACAGCUACCACAUGGGAAUCACAGCUGAAAAUGUUGCAAAGCAGUGGGCAAUCAGCCGAGAGCAGCAGGACGUUUUUGCUGUCAGUUCUCAAAACAAAACGGAGGCUGCGCAGAAGGCGGGACAUUUUGAUCAGGAGAUUGUCCCCAUCACAGUGCCAUCCAGAAAGGGUCCCGUUGAGGUGAAAUUGGACGAGUUCCCUCGACAUGGAAGCAACAUUGCCAGCAUGUCCAAACUCAGGCCAUGCUUCGUUAAGGACAGCAGUGGCACCGUCACAGCUGGAAACGCUUCAGGAAUAAAUGACGGAGCUGCAGCCACUGUUUUGAUGAGCCAAUCAGAGGCUGCGAGGCGGGGAGUAAAACCCAUGGCUAAAAUUGUCUCGUGGGCUCAGGUAGGCCUUGACCCGUCUGUCAUGGGCACCGGGCCAAUACCAGCUAUCAGGAAAGCGGUGGAGAAAGCAGGCUGGCAGCUGGAUCAGGUUGAUUUAUAUGAAAUCAAUGAAGCUUUUGCUGCACAGUCCCUUGCUGUGAUUAAGGAGCUCGGCUUAAAGGAGGACAAGGUGAAUGUGAGCGGUGGGGCCAUUUCUUUGGGCCAUCCUAUUGGCAUGUCUGGCUGCAGAGUCCUGGUGACUUUACUACAUGCUUUAAACAGGACUGGAGGCAGGAAGGGUGUGGCCUCACUUUGCAUUGGAGGAGGGAUGGGUGUUGCCAUGUGUGUGGAAAGGGUUUGAAACAUCAACCUAAUUAAUCUUAAUUGCACUUGAUUUAAGUUUGCU